AUGAACUACGCGUCGUGGAUAGAGGAGAAGAAACUCAAGAAAACCUUCAUUGUAGCUACAUUAGCCUCCACUCUCGUCGGCACCUUUACGGCGUCUCUAGGUCUAUGGGAGCGCAUUGCGGACAGACGUGCUCAGCACAGACAGAAACAGCGCGAUAUUAAACAGGAUGGCGAGAUCAAGGAGUUGAAGAUGCAGUUUGAGGAAGCCCAGCAAAAGGCAGAAAAAAGACAGGAGGAGAUUGAUCGGCUCCGCAACGGCCGAGGACGAGAUGAUGUAGGAAGCAACUUUGAGAGAGACAUGAUGAUGGUGCAGAGAAUGUACGAUCAAGGCUACGGUCGUAUUGGCAGCCGAUUCGCGCAAGGCGAUCCAAUCAUUGAGAACCAGCUACAAGCGCAAAUCAUAGCGCUCCAGCAGACAGUGAUUAGUGUACUCCAAGACGCUCUUUAUAGCGAUCGUCAACUCACCCGCGCUGACAUGGCGAAAUUAAUUAACGCCUCCAACGAAGCUCGCGAAAAUUCCCUCGAAGCCCUCCGGCAAGCUCAACAGCGAUUGGGAGGUUCACAGGUCAGCAACGGCUCUCAUCGAUCUGCAUCGCCCUUGCGUUCUCUUCCGCCUCCACAACGCGCUCCUUCCGCUGUUCUAGAUGGACCCGAGCAACUCUUUUGCCCUUAUGCUCUAGAUAUCCAACGCAUGCAAAAUAAGCCCCUGGCCGCCAGCUUCGCCCCAGGAGGCAGCUGUGUAUGUCCCGCCUGUGGCCUCCAACUCGACGUCACCAGCGAGGACUUUUGGAUGAUUGGAAAACGCACGCCCAUCACCGUCUGGGACAAGACCACCGGCUACGAAUCCGAGGUAUUCGACACCCGUGAGUUCCGUCUCGCACAGCGCUUCGUUGUCCAGUGUCAUACCCCAGAUGGCGAGUAUGCGUGUACAAUCUGUAGCAAAGGUCAUGAAGUAGAUGCGAUUUGUCGAACUGUGGAGAGUCUAGUUAAGCAUGUAGGCACAUACCAUGAUGCAGCUGAACUGGAACGCGAACCAGAUCUGAGGGAAGUAAAGGUGGAGACUAAGCGGUUGAGCUUACCGGCGCCCCCGCCGCUAUCAAGUGAACCACGACCAUUACUCAGGGAGGAAGUGAUUUAUCGCUGA
Messenger RNA from Bipolaris zeicola 26-R-13, 1143 nucleotides. RefSeq lists its product as uncharacterized. NCBI's taxonomy places the organism in Eukaryota, Fungi, Ascomycota, Dothideomycetes, Pleosporales, Pleosporaceae. The record is from RefSeq and is a predicted model, not a curated record. Bases 1 to 1143 code for a protein of 380 amino acids. The transcript has 3 exons.